Messenger RNA from Stegastes partitus (bicolor damselfish), 3319 nucleotides. It is a transcript of the gene oprk1, whose product is annotated as opioid receptor, kappa 1. Gene Ontology annotation, molecular function: neuropeptide binding; dynorphin receptor activity. The record is from RefSeq and is a predicted model, not a curated record. The transcript is spliced from 4 exons. Gene Ontology annotation, biological process: G protein-coupled opioid receptor signaling pathway; neuropeptide signaling pathway; sensory perception of pain. NCBI's taxonomy places the organism in Eukaryota, Metazoa, Chordata, Actinopteri, Pomacentridae. Gene Ontology annotation, cellular component: neuron projection; plasma membrane. Bases 231 to 1367 code for a protein of 378 amino acids.
GGCGCACCGGCAGCUCGCUCACCAACUAACUCCUGCUCGUGCCACAUUUCGCGCAUCCGGAGCGUCCUGCACGCUGCUCCUCGCCAGGCUUGGUUUAUCUGAACGAACUUUUCGGAGGCAGAAAAAACAGCAGUGCUUGGACAUUCACCUGCCUCUGAAUGUGUGAGAGCAGCUGAAGUUGAGCGCUCAGUUGACGCCCCGCCAGCAGCAGCAGCAGCAGCAGCAGCAGGAUGGAGAGCAGCGUGGUGCGCAUCUUCAAGGAGGACCGCUGUCCGUCGGGCCAGCCGGGGGAGUGCGUCCCCAACUUCACCUGGCAGCUGGGCUUGUCCGACAUCUUCAACGACACCCCCAACGGCACCUGGGAGGCUGAAGCCGAGCCCAUGUCGCCCAUCAUCCCCAUCAUAGUGGCCGUGUACUCCGUGGUGUUCGUGGUGGGCUUGGUGGGCAACUGCUUGGUGAUGUAUGUCAUCAUCAGAUACACCAAAAUGAAAACGGCCACCAACAUCUACAUCUUCAACCUGGCCGUGGCCGACGCUCUGGUCACCACCACCAUGCCCUUCCAGAGCACCGACUACCUGCUCAGCUCCUGGCCCUUCGGCGAGGUGGUGUGCAAAGUCUUCAUCUCCAUCGAUUACUACAACAUGUUCACCAGCAUCUUCACCCUGACCAUGAUGAGCGUGGAUCGCUACGUGGCCGUCUGCCAUCCUGUCAAGGCCUUGGACUUCCGCACGCCCGUCAAAGCCAAGAUUAUCAACGUGAUCAUCUGGGUGCUGUCCUCGGCUGCUGGCAUCCCCGCCAUGGUGCUCGGCAGCACUAACACCAAUAACGGGACUACAGAAUGUGCUCUACAGUUCCCUGAGCCCUACACCUACUAUGACACCCUGAUGAAGAUCUGUGUCUUCAUUUUUGCCUUCGUGGCGCCUGUCAUCAUCAUCACCGUCUGCUACACGCUGAUGGUCAUGCGUCUGAAGAGCGUGCGCCUGCUGUCGGGUUCUCGCGAGAAAGACCGCAACCUGCGUCGGAUCACCCGUCUGGUGCUCGUGGUGGUCGCUGUCUUCGUGGUGUGCUGGACGCCCAUCCACAUCUUCAUCCUGGUCAAGGCCCUGUCGGCCAACGUGCCCGAGACUACCGCCGUCAUGGCCGCCUACUUCUUCUGCGUGGCGCUGGGCUACACCAACAGCAGCCUCAAUCCCAUCCUCUACGCGUUCUUGGACGAGAACUUCAAGAGGUGCUUCAGGGACUUCUGCUGCCCCGGAACCCAAGGACACGGCGAGUGUCAGGGAGUGAGCCGAGUCAGAAGCACUCUGCGGGAUCACUCGUGUCCCACAGAAGCACGGGGGGGAAUGAGGCAGGCCAGGCCCGUAUGACUAGCCAUGGACAUGUCCUCGAUGCCCUGUCAGGGCUGGGAGGACUCCAAUGACCUGGGCUUGACUCAGAUCACCACUGCCAUCUGAGCACGGGCCUAGAAGGAGGCCAUCCAGCAUGUUGGUCAAAUAAUCCAAAAACAUGGUCACUAAAACAAUAAUCCAAGUGCUGGUCUUUGUUUUUACUUAUUGUGAACAAAUUCACCGAGAAGAGAGAAACCAACAAUGAUCACUGGUUUCUCACACACCACUCUGCUGCCGACCAACACAUGACACCGUAUUAAUCCCUCACUGAAAAUAGUCCCCACCAAAUUCACUAUUUGCCCUGCGUUGAGUUAUGUUUGUCAAAAAUAAAUAAUUCAUCCUUUUAAAUAAAUAGGACUGAACAGAAUUCAUAGACAUGUUGUUGGUUUGUUGACAGUAAAACAUCAGAUUUGUGCUCUAAAAUAAACUUCAGAUAGAAGACAAGUGCAAAUAUGCUCGAUCAUUCUCUCUUAGUUCAGUUUGUCUGCCAUGCUCUCUGCAGAAACCCAAGCCAGACAUAUGAGGAUAUGUACUUUUCAAAUCAUUAUGUUUCCUAUCGGCAGUGCAAAGAUGGUGAAAAAUGUCUAAAACAAGAUAAACGUAUUUGUGUGGCUGCGCUCACAUGACACGUAUGUUUUCCUUUUACGUUCCAGUAGAUGACAUAGUUCUUACGUGGAUGAAAAGAUCAGCUUUAGGGCCAGAACAAGACAUCCGGGGAGCAACAUGAGCAUCGCUGUAAAGUGACAUUAUUUAACGUGAAUUGUAGUUUGGUGCUUGGCUGGACUGUAAAUGUGUGAAUAGCUUUUAUCUCAGCGUUUUCUGACUUUCAUGUGUGUAGAAUAUGAAAUAACCUCUCAGGGAAUAAUCCUCUGCAGUUCACAACUCACGAACUGACGGUUCUGAAUCAAAGAACUUUCUCCGUGAUCGGAUCGCUCGCUGUCACUAGACCUCGUCGUGAACUCAUCAGCAGCUAUUGUUCUUUGAAGCUACGCUUUGUGCUGCAAUAAACUACGAUUAUUGCAUCCGACGCUGGUCCACACCUUUAAACGUUCACAGCUGUGAUGCCGCGUCUCAUCAGCGAGGCGCUGAGCACGGUGCCAACCUGGCAUCUUCCCACCUUGUCUUCAUGUGUGUGAAACCUGGAGGACGCCAGGGCAGCGUGACAGACUUCAGUUGAUUUAUUGUUUCUUCUGUGAACUUCUGCCCAGCGUUGCAUCUGUUCAGCUUCAUAACUGUACAUUUGUAAACUGAAAUUCUGACGAGAACAGUGACGCUGAGCAGGUGAUUUGAAAAGCUUCUCACCUUCAGACGUUCUACAUCAGGUGGUGGUUCUGUCACGCUGAGCUGUGUCUCAUCAUCAUGACUAGAAGUCUGUGGAUGUAUACGAUUAAGGGACAUUUCUGACCAUGUAUAUUGAGCUUAAUUCAUGUCAUGUGGUUUCGUUGUGGUGUGUCUCUGUUCCAUCCUGUAAACGGUAACUCAUGUGACCGACCUGAAGACUGGUUGUCUGAUUGUAGCUGUUGUUGUCGUCACCAGGUCAACCACGUUUCAUGAAAUAAAUUCUUAUUGUAGAGCUAGAGAUUAAAGUAUGUAUCUGUUUAAAUCUGAUAAAGUAGUGCUAGCAGAAAACGUCUUUGUGUGCCUUAUUUAUAGCCUCUCUAAAGGAUCAGCGAUUAGCCAGAUCCAUGUUUCAGGCGUGUAUGAGCUUCUUGCUUAACGUUAGCGUAGCAGAGGAUGUGCUGCACCGCCAUUAGCUUGGUUAGAGAAUAUAACACCUCUAAUGCUGUCGGCCGACGUCUGAGCCUCAUGUUUGUCCCGUGUGCUGCUGCUGCUGCUGCUUCUGAUGAAUAUUUUGAUGUAUCUUUGAUCUUUGAAUGUCAAACCUGCUCCACACGUGCACAACUAAGAAAGAAUAAAGCUGUAAAGUCUCA